UUCCAAAUUUCAUUUCACUUUCUCUCUCUAAAAACUCACAGAGAGAAUCCAUGGAAGCUAAAUCUCUCCACUUCCUGCAACUAAUUUUUUUCUCCAUUUUCCUUUCUUCAACAGCUAAUCCCACCCCUCAAGACAACUACUUCAUCAAAUGUGGAUCAACCCAAAAUCACGUAAUCGUCGAUAACAGAUAUUUCGUCGGGGAUUCAUCGCAAAAAUCAUCAGCCCAUCUCUCCCAACAAGGUGGUGAAUCGAUUUCUUUAAAUAAUCCAAACCCUCCUCCCAAUUCUUCCGCACUCCACACUUCAGCCAGAGUGUUCACUUCCGCUUCAACCUACUCGUUUCAAAUCAAUAACCCAGGCACCCAUUUUCUGCGUCUGCAUUUCUACCCCUUCAGCAACGCGAAUUACAGCCUCGGAAACGGCGAUUUCAGUGUUGCGGCGAAUGGGUUUUCCCUCCUGAGCAAUUUCGGUGCUGAUUUCAGCGGCGUUAGGGAGUUCUUGUUAAUGGCGGACGAAACAGAGCACCUCGAGAUUCUGUUUGCCCCCACUAGGGUUUCGAAUUUCGCGUUCGUGAAUGCGAUUGAAGUGUUCCUCGCGCCGAAAAAUCUCUUCUUUGGCGAAGGUGGCGUACGAUUAAUCAGCCCGGAUGGAAUAAUUCAGGAAUUCAAACAGAAUAUUCCGUCCCAAAUUAUGGAAACUAUUCAUAGGGUUAACGUUGGGGGUUCAACACUAACCCCUCUAAACGACACCGUUUGGAGGACUUGGGUUUCAGACGAAGAUUUUCUCGUCUUGAAAUCCGCUUCGAAAACAGCUGAAACGAAUAGCCCGCCGAAUUACCGACCCGGUGGCGCGACUAGAAACCACGCGCCCGAUAUUGUGUACAUGACUGCUCGAGAAAUGAAUGUGGCAAACGGGAGCUGGAGUUUAUUCAAUAUAACAUGGGAUUAUCCGGUUCCGUUUGGAGUCGACAAGCAUUUCGUUCGUCUCCAUUUUUGCGACAUUGUUAGUGUCUCGCUCGACACGUUGUACUUCAACGUGUACGUAAACGGGAUCACCGCAUACGAGAACGUGGAUUUGUCCUCGCUCGCUUUUCGCCACCUGGCAUCCCCUUGUUACGUAGAUUUUGCAGUGAAAAACACGAAAGAUUUGGGUUUUUUAAGGAUUAGCAUCGGCCCUUCCGAUCUAACUCCUUUGAGGAAAAACGCGAUCCUUAAUGGUGUGGAGAUCAUGAGGAUUAUGGAAUAUUCGCAGAGGAGGUCUAAAAAGAAGAGCAUUUCGAUUUUAGUGGUUUCAUUUGUUUGUGGUUUUCUUGCACUUAGUUUAUUUCUCGCUAUGUUGGCUUUAUCGAAGAGAAAACGAAAACGAAGAAGUGCUGCGAUUUCGGGCUGGGCUUCUCUGCGAAGCUCAUUCGCUUCUCCGGGCCCACACGGAUACUACGAUUUGAAGAUUCCCUUUGCCGAUAUACAGUUGGCUACAAACGGCUUCGACGAGAGUCUAAUAAUCGGCAGGGGCAGUUUCGGUAAUGUCUACAGAGGGGUUCUUAAAGACGACAUCAAAGUCGCCGUAAAACGAGGCUUGCCCGCAGAUUCAAGACAAGGAUUGACAUUCCAAGAAUUCCAAACCGAAAUAACUGUCCUGUCAAGAAUCCGCCACUGCCACCUCGUGUCACUCGUUGGCUUCUGCGUAGAGCAAUUCGAAUUGAUUCUUGUUUAUGAGUACAUGGAUAAGGGUCCGUUGAGAAACCACUUAUACGGUUCGAAUAAUUUCCCGCCAUUAUCGUGGAAGCAAAGGCUCGAGAUAUGCAUUAAUGCUGCUAGGGGUCUUCACUAUCUCCACACGGGGUCCGCUCAAGUGAUCAUUCACCGCGACGUAAAAUCGAGCAACAUUUUGCUCGACGAAAACUACGUGGCGAAGAUUUCCGGAUUCGGUCUUUCGAGGCCGGGCCAACUUGUGGAUGAAACCCACGUGAGCACCGACGUGAAGGGUAGUUUCGGGUAUCAAGAUCCGGAGUAUUUGCGGAGAGGAAGGGUUAGUGAGAAAUCGGAUGUGUAUUCGUUUGGGGUUGUGCUUGUGGAGGUGUUGUGUGGUAGGCCCGUUGUUGACCCGUUGGCCACGGGGGAGGAGGGGUUGAAGUUGGUGGAGUGGGCGAUGGAGUGGCGGCAGAAAGGGAUGAUCGAGCGGAUUGUGGAUUGGCGUAUUGCGGGUGAGGUGAAAACGGGGGGGUCGUUGGAGAUAUUUGCCGAGACGGCUGAGAAGUGUUUGGCGGAAUGUGGCGGUGAUAGGCCGAGUAUGGGAGACGUGUUGUGGAAUUUGGAACGGGCUUAUCAACAAAUGCAAAACGAAUGUUGAUUUCAAACAAUCUGUUGAUGUCAAACAAUCGAUGAUCUUGACCGUUAAAAAAAUAUAUUUAACUCGAACGGGUCAACCCGACCCAGUCGGAGUCAAACUAGCCGUUAGGUUCGGGUUCGAUCCGUCCGGUGGGUAUGUCUAAUUCCAUUGGUUGAACAAGUUAUGUGCCUAGGCUAUGUAUACAAAUUUUAUAGAUAUUGUGUAGUUGUAAGUAAUAAAAAUUAUAAAGGAGGGGUGAAAAGAAAUGUAAAAUAGAAGACUAGAGAUUUGUGUGUGUGACCAAUAGGCAAUCAAUUAACUACUCUCAUAUUAUACAACAAAAUGAGGGAUGGCCCUCCACUAACUUGAGCCGUCCAUGAAAACUUGCAUUUCUUUUUCUUAAAGGAAGAUUGUAUUAUCCAAAUAUAAAGUAUUUUUUUCG
Erythranthe guttata (spotted monkey flower) is the source of this 2769-nucleotide messenger RNA. Its product is annotated as putative receptor-like protein kinase At5g24010. Gene Ontology annotation, molecular function: transmembrane receptor protein tyrosine kinase activity; ATP binding. Gene Ontology annotation, biological process: protein phosphorylation. The record is from RefSeq and is a predicted model, not a curated record. Lineage: Eukaryota; Viridiplantae; Streptophyta; Magnoliopsida; Lamiales; Phrymaceae.